Tribolium madens (black flour beetle) is the source of this 2419-nucleotide messenger RNA. RefSeq names its product tRNA (cytosine(34)-C(5))-methyltransferase (gene Nsun2). Gene Ontology annotation, cellular component: nucleus; cytoplasm. NCBI's taxonomy places the organism in Eukaryota, Metazoa, Arthropoda, Insecta, Coleoptera, Tenebrionidae. Bases 84 to 2150 code for a protein of 688 amino acids. The record is from RefSeq and is a predicted model, not a curated record. The transcript is spliced from 10 exons. Gene Ontology annotation, biological process: tRNA methylation. Gene Ontology annotation, molecular function: tRNA binding; tRNA (cytidine-N5)-methyltransferase activity.
AAUCCAGCAGUUGUCAGUUUUUUGGGUUAGGUGAUUUUAAAAUUCUGGCUCUAAUUUAUUUUAAUAUACGAACAUUAUAUAAAAUGGGGCGCCGAAAACCUGGUUUUAGGAAAAAUCACCAGUUUUCCAACCAAAAACAAGAGGGGCAAAGCAGUGUAGACACUCGCAAAGCUUACAACGACAUAAUAAAAGAAAAUGAUAAGUUUGUAAAAUAUUACGAAGUCCAAAACGUAUGCAAGAAAGAGGAAUAUGAUGCGUUUAUAACUAGUUUAAAGACAGACUUACCGGCGACUUUUCGCAUAACUGGGUCUAAGGGAGAAGCUCAUAAAAUGUUAGAGAUUGUCCAAGGCCAGUUUAUUAAGGAUUGUUUAAAUCAGGGCGACUAUGAAGGGAAGCCUCCAAACAUAUUCCCUCUGCCGUGGUAUCCAAAUAAGUUAGCGUGGCAAUUGGAACUGACACGGAAAGAUAUUAGACGGUGUGAGGCCUAUUACAAAUUACACAAUUUUUUAAUUUCUGAAACGGAGCAUGGAACAAUUUCACGUCAGGAGACAGUCAGCAUGAUACCACCUUUAUUAUUGGACGUCCAACCACAUCAUAAAGUUUUAGACAUGUGCGCCGCCCCUGGGUCGAAAACAGCACAACUUUUGGAAAUGUUACACGCAAAUGAUGAUCCAAUUCCCUCAGGCUACGUUAUCGCAAAUGAUGUUGAUAACAAGAGGUGUUAUAUGUUGGUCCACCAAGCUAAAAGAUUGAAUUCGCCUUGUGUGGCUAUAAUAAACCAUGAUAGUGCGAUUUUACCAAACUUAUCAGCGUCUUUACCUGAUGGAUCAGUUGAACAAGUCCAGUUUGAUAGGGUUUUAUGCGACGUUCCAUGCUCUGGAGAUGGGACUUUGCGAAAAAAUCCCGAUAUUUGGAUGAAAUGGACUCCCGCAAAUGGGUUAAAUUUACACGGAAUUCAGUCCAGAAUUUUGAGAAGGGGGGCUGAAUUGUUGACAGUAGGGGGGCGAUUAGUUUACUCAACUUGUUCAAUAAACCCAAUUGAGAACGAAGCUGUGAUUCAUAGAUUAUUAUCAGAGACGGAUGGAGCACUUCAAUUGGUUGAUGUCAGUAAUUCUUUACCUGGACUCAAAUAUGUCCCAGGUUUGGAGAACUGGCUAGUGGGGAGCAGAAAUUUGGAAUUUUAUUCAUCUUUCGAAGCAGUAGAUGAGAAAUGGAAGACGACAAUAAGGCCACAAAUGUUUCCUCCCAAGCCCGAGGAUAAACAUUUGUAUAAUUUGCACAAAUGUAUGCGUAUUUUGCCACACCAUCAAAACACAGGAGCCUUCUUCGUUGCUGUUCUUGAAAAACUCAAACCUCUUAGCUCUAAAGAAAAAUCUUUCAAAACGAACGAGGUCUCCGAUACUAAUACUAACAACAAACGCGAAAAUGAGGAUAAUUUGCCACAAAAUCAGCGGAAGAAACGCCGGAAAGAAGGCUACAGGGAAGAUCCUUUUGUUUUCUUUAAAGAGGAAGAAUCAGUUUGGAAUGACAUCAAAUCAUUUUAUGAAAUUUCGGACGAUUUCGAUUCAAAAUCUCUAUUGACGCGUUGUCAUGUCGGUAAAAAAAAGAACAUUUACUUAACAUCGAAUGCAGUCCGCGAUUUGGUUAUACAAAAUCAGACUGUCAUUAAAUUUAUUAACACGGGUGUUAAGGCCUUUGUUCGUUGUGAUAAUAAAAACAUGAAAUGUGCCUUCAGGAUUGCAAACGAUGGACUUGAAAGUAUUUAUCCUUACAUUGGAGAUAGUAGAAAGGUAGACAUUCCAAAAGAGGAUUUGAUUACAUUGUUGUUGAAUGAUAAUCCAGAGAAGUCACCACCCAUUACGUCAUUGUCUGAAAUUGUGCAGAAGCAAGUUGAACAUCUUAGUCCUGGAAGUUGCGUUUUAAUUUAUAAAGAAGAAAUUGAGGGUAGUGAAGUUCCUUUAAUUAUUCAUAUCAGUGGUUGGAGGGGCACUACUUCUUUGAGGUGUUACAUGUCGCAACACAGCACAGUUCAUCUUCUUCGGCUUUUAGGAGGCGAUAUCUCCAAAUAUGAUGUUAACAAGUUCAAGAAGGCGGAGGAGGAGGAUGGAGAAUCGAAAGAAGAGGUCAAGCCAGAGUCCGGGACUCAAUAAAAGCAUUCAGCCUCGGAACAAUGAGAGCAUUGGGUGUAGUUCUCGCGACGUUCGCAUUCCAUUAGGAGGUGUUCCAUCAACAUCGACACUUCCACCACUUGGCUGCAUUCCUUGCAACGGACCAACAUGGGACACGAGCGCCAGUAGUGGGAGUUCAUGGAGUUGCUCACGGCCAGGAUGCUACUCUCAGGCUGGUUGCAGAAUAUGCAUUGCCUAAAAUGUUAUCAAAAAGUUGUGUUUUUUACCAAAAUAGACAUUUCAUGUAUAAA